This is a messenger RNA of Parnassius mnemosyne (clouded apollo), 4364 nucleotides long. Lineage: Eukaryota; Metazoa; Arthropoda; Insecta; Lepidoptera; Papilionidae. The record is from the annotation of a GenBank genome assembly.
GUGGUACUCUAUACUAACCUCAAUUUCGGUACUUCUUAAUUUGAGAUUUGGACAUGCUAGACACCACUCGGCGACCUGAUAGACAUCGACAUCGCGUGAAUCCGUUUGAAUUGAGUGACGAAGAUUUUAGGUAUAAGUAUAGGUUCUCAAAACGUUUCGGAGAAAAAAUAGUGGGUAUCUUACGUGAGGAUUUAGUGCACGACCCUCGAGGAUGCCCAUUGAGUCCAGAAAUUCAAGUGGUUUGUGCAUUACGCAACUGGGCUCGCCAUGAAAUUCAAGACGAUACAGCUGAUUUACAUGGUGUGUCUCAACCAGUAGUAAGUAGGACAUGUAAAAAAGUAGCGGAAAUUUUGUCACGGAAGUCCCGAGAAUUUAUUAAAAUGCCUACUACUUUAAAUGAACAGCAGGAAACCAUUAGGAAAUUUCGCAGUAUUGCUAAUUUUCCUACAGUAAUUGGCGCAAUUGACUGUACUCACAUACGAGUAAAGAAAGUGAAUGCUGAUGGGGGUCAGUUAUAUAUUAAUAGAAAAGGAUUUUCUUCAAUUAAUGUACAGGUGGUUUGUGACGCUGACCUGAAAAUCAUGGACAUUGUUACCAGGUGGCGUGGUAGUGUACAUGACUCCAGAAUAUUCCGAGAAUGUAGACUAAAACAGAGGUUUGAGGCUGGUGCAUUCUCUGGAAUAUUACUUGGUGACAGUGGCUAUCCUUGUACCCCUUACCUAUUUACACCGCUGCUGAACCCCACAACACCACAAGAAGAAAGAUAUAAUAGGAGCCAUAUCCGUACCAGGAACACAGUGGAAAGAUGUUUUGGUUUGUGGAAGCAACGGUUUCGUUGCCUAUUAAGAGGUAUGUUUGGAGAUAUUGAAACAGCAAAAAAAACAAUUGUUGCAUGUGCUGUACUACACAAUAUGGCCAUCGACAUGAGAGAAGAUGUGUUUUCUGGUGAGAGAGAUAGCAUUGAACAAUAUUCAUCUGAACCUAUAGUACAAAGAUAUAUUGCACCAUCAAUAAGGGGAAAUAUUAGAAGAAGACAGUUUAUUGAAACUCAUUUUCAAGAUAAUACCCAUUUAUAAAGGAAAAUAUUUCUGCAGAGCCGUUAUCAGCUGUCAAAGAAUAACGACUACAUAUUCACCAAUAUGAAAUAAAUUCAGGGGAGUAUUGUGAUAAUAUUUCAUUUAUUGAGCAAAAUGCUUUUAUUUAGGCUAUAAAUGAUUGUGUUUCAGGGAAAGAUGCGGGGUACAGCACAUUCCACAUCAAUAUGAAGCUAUAUUAUAUAAAGAUUUAAGUGCUUUAGAGAUAUAUGUUUAGAUUUUUUAAUAAAUAUCGUCCCUCCUCUACAUUCACAGCCGGAUUUCCUUUCCAGAGGUGCACGGGUCCACGGGGAGUAGGACUGUAUGAUGACUAAGUAAUUAGGUUUAGUUUUUUUUAUUAUAGUUUUUUACUAUUGUAUAUUAUAUUUCAUUGUUAUGUAAAUAAAAUGCAUAUUAAUUAUAAUUAUUUAUUUUAAUUAUUAAUAAAAGAUGUACAAAUAUUUGCAGCAAUUUAGUACCUGAAAAUAAUUGUUUCAUAUAUGAGGAUAUUUACAAACAUGUAUCUGAUAUAGUCUCAAAUAUUUAGUUUUUUUUAUAGGAUAAUGGUGAUAAACACAGUCUACCACACACACACAUACACACACACAGUCCAUCUGAUGUUAAGUAACUGCUGUGGUGCAUAGACGUCCACAUCAAUCCUCGACUACAAAUCAAAAUGCAGAUGCGUUGUCACCCGUGUGGAGUAAGAUGGAAUGCCUCGUUUCCUGUAAAAGAGGUCUCUCUCAUACAAAAUUUGUACAAAAAUUUAUCCAAAAUUUGUCAAUAAACAAGUUUAAAUGUUUUAUUAAAGAAAAAUUUUAUAAUAAGGUUAUUAUAAUAUCAAAGAAUACAUAAAUGAGAAUAUUGGAAAUACUGGAAUUGAGGUGAUCGCCACCAUGGUGGUUCUAUUAAAAUUCAUUUAAAAAUUGUACAAAUAAAAUUAUUGUUAAGAGAAAUAUGUUUAUAAAAAAGUCCCGCUGGGUUUCUUACUAGUUCUUCCCAGGACUGAGGUAUUUUCCGAACCAGUGGUAAAUAAAAAAUGUCUUUCAAUAAGUAUUCUGUAAUAAUCUAUAUUUAAUAAAAAUCAUUCUAUUCUAUUCUCAUUCUAUAAACUCACCAUAAUAAACACAGCAGCAUUAAGCUGCUAUUUAACUUGUGUUUUUCUGACUUUCUAAUAAAAAUAUUUGUAACUCUAAUUUUCUAAUUUUUAGGUUAGCUAUUUUAAUAUUGUAUUUAUGUUCCUCUUCCAUCAUUUCCAGUUGUCUUUUUUUAAAAUCUGUGUUACUUUUUACAAUUGUUUGGUGUACAUCUUCUCUUCUGUAAAAUGAAAUGGAAUACUUAAUGUAAGUUUUGUAGUUAUUUUAGAAAUUUACAAAGUAUUCUAGAGUAAUAAAAGUGCACUUAACCUUGUACACCAAUUAAAGAAAUAUUUUUUAAUUAUUUUUAAAUCAAUUCAUAUUAAACUUUGCUUUUAAUAUUUGAAAACAUGAAACAAUUUUCAGUGUUUAAAUACUAAUUUUCACAUUUUAAAAAGUAUGUAAUGUAUCAGACUAUGUAAUUUUUUCAACAUACCUAUUUUGCAAGCUAUUUUUCCUGUUUUUAAUUUUUGUUAUACCCCUAGUAAUAAUAUCUUUAUUGUUGGUUAUUUUCACCAUUUUGGCACUUUCUUCUGUAUCUGUAGUUGGAUCUAUCUCUAAAAAUUAAUAUAAAUAUAACAGUUUUAGAAAAUUAACAUUUAUAAUAUUUACAAACUUGUAUGCAUAUGAUUGUAACUAUAAUAAUAAUAUAUUUUGCUUUUUAAUAAAUAUUCAAUCAGUAUUAUUUACCUUGCACAUAUACAACAUUGGGUUCUGGAUUUUCUACAUUUUUAACUAUAGCUGUGUCUGUUUUUUCAAAAUUAAGGCGAGGCUUAGGGUCAGCAACUUCUUUUGAUGUUGUAGCCACAGUCACUGGAUCCUAAAAUAAAUCAUUAAAACAUUUAUUAACAUGUUUUCCUGUCACCUGUCAUCUCUAUUUUGCCCUUUAUUGAAUCAGGUAUUUUCUAUGUUGUAGAAAUAUUAUUAUGAUCCAAGACAAAAGGUAAUUUAAUAAAUUAUUAAUUAUAAUACCUAAUAGACAAAAAUAGAAAAUUAUAAUCGGACUGUGUAGAUAAUCUAGUAAAAUGUGUGUUAUGAUAUUAUAUAGACCACUAUAUAUGAAUUUGUGACAUUUCAAUUUUGAAUAUAAUUAAUUAUAAAGAAAUGUAUGUUAAAUUGUUACUAAGUAUAUUAAAUUUUGAAUAUUCGGAAAAUAAUUUUGGAUUGUAAAUUGUAUGCUUUAAGAGUAGAUUUCAGAGCACUACCUAGGUACUAAAGUAAUGGAAAAUAAAGUUCUUUAAUUUUAAUUAAAUUUGUAAGACAUGUAAGUAAUUUUAUUUACCACUGCAUCACUAUCAUAAUUAUUAACUUCAACGAUAAAGUCGUGAGGGGCAAUGGACAUUAUUUCCAAGUCCUCAAGAGAAGGUGAUGGAGGUUUUCCGCCACCCCCGGUCUUUGAUUGUUCCCUCCUAUAUGUGUAUAAGUUUGAUUUAGCACACAACUUCAUUCUUUUCCAAGAUAAUUUCAAUUCACCAUCUGAUCGGCGUUUACCUGUUAUCUCAUUAAAUCUAAAAAAAAAAAUACGAAAUCACGUAAACAAUACCGUACCUAUUUGUACACAUAACAAAUGCGAUAAGUACUUACUUAUUAGUUAUAUUCUUCCACUCUUUUAUUUUUUGAAUAUUUACCGAUGUUUUUGUCGACUUAUUCUCUAUUAUAUGUGCUGAUUGUGAAAUAAGUGUACGUAAUAUUUCCUAUAAUAAUAAGAACAUUCCUUUUAGUUGAAAUAAGGAUAAUAGGAGGAUAAGAGUAUUGCUACGUACUGACAAAUAAAUUUCGAUAUUUCACUAACUUUUUCUUCAGAACUCCAAUUUUCACCCCGUUUUUUCUUUUGUUCCAUUAUUAUAUAAAUAUAACUGUAAUAGCAAGUACUUAAUUAAUUAUUAAUAAUUUAAUUUACUUAUUAUAAGGCUGCAAUAUAAACUAUUUUGAACGUCUCGAAUCCCGCGCUCGCGUUACCUCUGUAAUUCACUACAUUUCACGCUAGAGUUGUUAAACUGAAAACAACUUGAUAUAAUCAAAAGCGCGUCAAAAGUAUAUGUCGUGCUUGUUCAAUAGAUUUUAACGUAAACAAAUAACAAUGUAUGAUAUGUUUUUGUAUUGAUGGAUAAUUAUUUAAGCAUAAUUAAAUGUGAAAAUAAUAUUAAUAUUUUAU